CCGCCACAUCCGGUUCCGUCCAGCGCCAUUUUGAUGAAACAGCGAGGAGACGAACCAUCACCGGGGAGGAUUUUAUGGAUUUAACUUGAAUAAUUAACCGGAUAAACAACUUAACGCUUUACGUGGCGAAACGCAACCGUGGACCGAAGAGGAAUCUUUGUGUUUUGACUGCGUAACUAGUGGAUUUUGUGAGACUACUCGACAGUUGAAGUGACUGGCCGUGUUAGCAUAGCCACUUAUUUUGGUUUAGUAGAGGGAGCCGUAGCUAAUUUCGAGGUGUAUCAUGUUAGCUAACUCACCAAUCUGACACGAUAUAUACGGGUUUCUAGUGUAUUAUAUUUGAGCGGCGACAGAAACUGUGGACUCGUUGCGGAAGUGUUGUGGACUUUCUGGUUAUUCAGUCGUAUUGGUGUGACUUGUAAUAUAAACUAUUUACAGCAGACAAAGCUAAGGACUGGUGGUGAGGCAACCCCAGGCCCGCUGCUAGCUCCACUGGUGGCGCAGCGGCCCGGGCUUUCCUCCAAGGACAAUUCACUACGGACUUGGCCUCAUUUUAUUCCCCGUAAGCAAAGAUUGAUAUCGUGCCACAUGGACUCUCUUGGAUUCGGUGGCAUCCUGUUGUGUUUUCCGGACUUUGAAUAACUUGCGAGACACACGGCGCCGCUUAAUGGCGCUCUGGCCUCGCACCUCGAUCAUUUUUCUUUGGCAAUAACAAAGACUGUGACUACAUCUGCGAUCUGAACCCAUCCACAUAUUAUCCCUUUCUCUGUCAUCAGUGUUUUAGCGCACAUCAAGAAGGUUUACAUAUUAAAAACACAAUAUAUAGUCUCCUGUGUUCAGUGUUGACGCUGUUUUAUUUUGUAAUCAUACCAGCCCUGUGGUUUUUGGUUUUCCCCUUGUGCUUAAUUGAGUAUAGUGCUUAGAGCUGUUAAAAUGUCGUGUGUUCACUACAAGUUUUCUUCCAAACUGGACUACAACACAGUCACUUUCGAUGGGCUGCACAUCACUCUCAACGAGCUUAAACGGCAGAUCAUGGCUCGGGAGCGCCUCAAGGCCACAGACUGCGACCUGCAGAUCACCAAUGCGCAAACUCGAGAAGAAUAUACUGAUGAUGAAGCCCACAUUCCAAAACACUCGUCCGUGAUUGUCCGCCGUACUCCGAUCGGUGGAGUAAAACCUGCUGGCAGGACGUUCAUUGUAGAUCGUUCUGACACAGCUGUGGUGGGAUCAUCUAGACCCGUAUGUAAACCAAACCCAAAACAACACUCUGUCCUCCUCUCACUUCUCACUCUCUCCCCCUCUUUCUGGCUUUAGUCACCUUUCUCAAAAAGUAUUAAUUCUGUCAAAAAUGAUUGAGCCCUGUGUAUUUUCUGUUCACUGUUUGUUGGCUCCAUUUGUGUUGUGAUCUCAGCCUCUAUGUGUUAUAUGAAGUCUUUUUGGGGAGGGUUUCUUGGAGUCACCACCGUUAAAGUAGUUUGUUGUUUCUCUUUUAAAAGGUUUUGUGUUUUGAAAUUAGCACAUUAAAAGUUUUAGAUUGUGGCUCAGAGAGAUGAGAAACAACAGACUAGUCAUAAUUGUUUUUGAAUGCUCUGAACUGACCAUUUGUUUAACUGUUGCCACUUUUUAAUUGACUGUGAAUUAAUUUAAACUGUCACUGACUGUGUUUCAUAUUGAAAUGGUUUGUAGCCUGCUUCAGGGCAGACAAAUGUAUUUUUUAAAGGGGUUUGUAAAAGGAAGACAUGGUACUUUUGUAUUGAUCACUGUCGUUUUAUUUUCUGUGAAAAUAUUUUAUUUAUGUGGGUUAAGAACCCAGUGGAGUUAAGUGUGGCUGAGACUGAUUGUAAUUAACUCUGAUUACAAUUACAAUACUAAAGUUAUGUGAGUGGAACAGAGUCACAGAUUUAUAUUUUUGAAAACUUACCCUGCUAAACAUUAAUAUACUCUAAUAUGAUGUUGAGUAAAAUUUUCAGUGUCAACUGUUUUUUUGUACAAUUUGAACAUGAAGAUGUUAUAUAUAUUUAAUGGACUGCACAUUACCGUAAACCGUAAAGGCUCAGAGAUUUCAUCCUGCUGAGUUUAAUGUUUUUGAAUUAAAUUCUUAAUGUAUUUUGAAAAAAAACAGGCACUAAUUCAACCGGUGUUGUUACAACAGUGGUUUGGGGCAUUAGCAAGACACUAGUUUUAAUGAGUGAGAUGCUGUGACUUGGCCACUGACAUACAGUGUUGUCACCUGAUCACAAAGUACUAUGACAUCUCGUCAUUCCUUGGAGGCCUUCCAUGGUUCCUGCAGUGAGACGUAUACUGGUGUAGUGUGUCCUGUAAGCUGUAAGCUGCAGAACCUGUCAAUAAAGUUGUUCGGUGGUUCAGUGUCAGAACCACUUGCACCAGA
This is a messenger RNA of Solea senegalensis (Senegalese sole), 2389 nucleotides long. RefSeq names its product E3 ubiquitin-protein ligase RBBP6-like. Gene Ontology annotation, biological process: ubiquitin-dependent protein catabolic process; mRNA processing; protein ubiquitination. Gene Ontology annotation, cellular component: nucleus. Gene Ontology annotation, molecular function: zinc ion binding; ubiquitin protein ligase activity. The coding region runs from base 934 to 1314 and encodes 126 amino acids. The record is from RefSeq and is a predicted model, not a curated record. NCBI's taxonomy places the organism in Eukaryota, Metazoa, Chordata, Actinopteri, Pleuronectiformes, Soleidae. The transcript is spliced from 3 exons.